This is a messenger RNA of Tupaia belangeri chinensis (Chinese tree shrew), 1738 nucleotides long. It is a transcript of the gene PIAS4, whose product is annotated as protein inhibitor of activated STAT 4. Lineage: Eukaryota; Metazoa; Chordata; Mammalia; Scandentia; Tupaiidae. The record is from RefSeq and is a predicted model, not a curated record. Gene Ontology annotation, molecular function: zinc ion binding; transcription coregulator activity; SUMO ligase activity. Gene Ontology annotation, biological process: regulation of transcription by RNA polymerase II; protein sumoylation. Gene Ontology annotation, cellular component: chromatin. The transcript has 11 exons.
GACCCCGCGGCCCGCCCAGUGGCGCUGACGGGCGUGUGCCUGCUCCCCGCAGAACAUGGUGAUGAGUUUCCGAGUGUCCGACCUGCAGAUGCUCCUGGGCUUCGUGGGCCGGAGUAAGAGCGGGCUGAAGCACGAACUGGUGACCCGCGCGCUGCAGCUGGUGCAGUUCGACUGCAGCCCCGAGCUGUUCAAGAAGAUCAAGGAGCUGUACGAGACGCGCUACGCCAAGAAGAGCGCGGAGCCCAGGCUGCUUUGGCUGCAUCCUGUUCCCGGUGGAACAUGCACUUCCUUCCUCGGCUCAGAAUGUUUCUGUGAUGCUGUCUGGUGGUCUGGUGAGGGAAGGGUCAGGCUUGUAACCACGUGGCUUCCGUCCUCGCACAGAACCUCUCCUACUAGCAGUGGAGGGCGAGGCCCAUGUCCCCCGGCCUCCACGCCCUCCCCACCUUCCGCCAGCGAGCUGCAGCCUCUGCUGCCUUUGUUCUGCGCCUCCGGAGGUCACUCCUCCUCUUACCGUGUCUGCCGCCGUGGCGCAGCGCAGGGCAGGCUGGGGGCAGCAGGGGCUGUACUACACGAGGCCGGGCUCCGCUCCCCAGCCAGGCCUCACAGCCUCCCAGGUCUCCGCGAGCGGCCCCGGGCGGUGCCCUCCACCCCUCACGUCUGUCCAGCCGGCUUCCCUUUUCCUGCCCUGAUCUGGAGGGGCAGGCCGGGGAGCCCACACCCCGAGGGCACCCUGACCCGCCCGCCUGCUUCAGUCCCACAGAACAACGAGAAGCUGCAGGAGAGCCCGUGCAUCUUCGCGCUGACGCCGAGGCAGGUGGAGCUGAUCCGGAACUCCAGAGAGCUGCAGCCCGGGGUCAAGGCGGUGCAGGUCGUCCUCAGGUGAGUGUCCAUGUGGCCGCCGCCCACCUCCCGCGCCCCCACCGCGGCCCCUCCACCUGUUUCUAAUAUCUGCUACUCGGACACCAGCCGCCCGCAGGAGGACCAGUACCCGCCCGGCAUCGCCGUGAAGGUCAACCACAGCUACUGCUCCGUGCCGGGCUGCUACCCCUCCAACAAGCCCGGGGUGGAGCCCAAGAGGCCCUGCCGCCCCAUCAACCUCACCCACCUCAUGUACCUGUCCUCGGCCACCAACCGCAUCACCGUCACCUGGGGCAACUACGGCAAGAGCUACUCCGCACUGGUCAAGGAGAAGCUGCGCCUGGACCCCGACAGCGAGAUCGCCACGACGGGCGUGCGGGUCUCCCUCGUCUGCCCGCUGGUGAAGAUGCGGCUGUCGGUCCCCUGCCGUGCGGAGACGUGUGCGCACCUGCAGUGCUUCGACGCCGUCUUCUACCUGCAGAUGAACGAGAAGAAGCCCACCUGGAUGUGCCCGGUGUGCGACAAGCCGGCCCCCUACGACCAGCUCAUCAUCGACGGGCUGCUCUCGAAGAUCCUGAGUGAGUGCGAGGACGCGGACGAGAUCGAGUUCCUGGCAGACGGCUCUUGGUGCCCGAUCCGCGCCGAGAAGGAGCGCAGCUGCAGCCCGCAGGGCCCCAUCCUUGUGCUCGGCACCUCGGACGCCAGCGGGCUCCUGCCCCCGCCCAGCGUCAACGGCGGGGCGCUGGGCUGCACGGGCGGAGGGGGCAUCAAGGGCCUGGUGCCAGCCUGCUGCCCGCUGGCCGCGGCUGCGGACACGCGGCUUUCCUGGUGCUCACACGCAGAGGGGCGUGGCCGGCCUCGGGCGCAGGUGGAGGAGUGA